Molecule: messenger RNA, 1369 nt
Organism: Cercospora beticola
Lineage: Eukaryota; Fungi; Ascomycota; Dothideomycetes; Mycosphaerellales; Mycosphaerellaceae
Product: acyl-CoA thioesterase
Biological process (GO): acyl-CoA metabolic process; fatty acid catabolic process
Cellular component (GO): peroxisomal matrix
Molecular function (GO): fatty acyl-CoA hydrolase activity
Source: RefSeq, a predicted model, not a curated record
GGAAUCACGAACGCGACGACUAUCUCCAACCAAUUUCUUCAACUCCUGCCCAUGUCUUGAUUGCUCUCCAUUUCCCUUAUUGUUCUACACAGUCCUCCAUUUUCCUUAUCGCCCAGCAUGUCACGACCUAAAGCGACCUUGAUCAAACCUCCUCCACCAUCCGACGACAAAGCGCCGAUCGAAGACGUACUCGAACUCACACAUCUCAAUGAUAUUGACCCGAAUCUAUUCACAAAUACACGGCCUCUAUGGCAUCCUCCCGGAGCCCGAGGAAUCUACGGCGGAGCCGUGAUCGCCCAAUGCCUCGCCGCAGCACAAAAGACCGUCCCAGAGAACUUCCUCGUGCAUAGUAUGCACUGCUAUUUCGUCUUGAACGGCAACUCGGAGAUCCCCAUCAUCUACCACGUUGAACAUGUCCGCGAAGGCCGAAGCUUUGCGACCCGAACAGUGCAAGCGAGACAACGCGGACAGCCUAUCUUCACCACCACACUCUCCUUCAUGCGCGAAGGGUCAGGGGGCAAGCAAACUGUACAGCACCAAGCCGAUAUGCCCAAGAUCGCAGACCCGGCGGACGUCGAGCCCGUAGAUAUGUUCCGCGGCGCGAAAAGCCCAUUUGUCACGCAGCGAGUCGAUAUUCUGAACAACGAUAGCACGAAACCUCACGAAAAGCGCACGAGACAAUGGAUCAAAUGCCGAGGGAAGAUCAGCGAAGAAGGUGGCACACAGGCGCAUUUGAGCGCUUUGGCGUAUAUGAGUGAUUCGUACUUCAUCGGAACCGUUGCGCGGACACAUCGUCUAUGGAGAUAUGGGAACUUGACAAAGACGAACGAGCAAGCCAAGAGCGAUGAUCCCAAGGAUCAGAAAGCAGCGCUCGUUACGGUAGAUGUGCUACAGAAAUUGAAGAGCAUGGAUCUGGAGACUUUGCGCAAGUUGGAGGGCAUGGACGACGACAUGAUCAACCAGCUGCAGUCGUUGGAGAUCAAGGAUGGGCAGAUCGUAGGCCUGAAGGAAAAGAGACCGGAGAUUGGAAUGAUGGUCAGUCUGGAUCAUAGUAUCUACUUCCACAAUCCGGGCAAGUUCCGAGCCGAUGACUGGUUGCUUGCUGAGGCUGAGACACCUUGGGCAGGCGAUGGAAGAGGUUAUGUGAAUCAAAGGAUCUUUGCGAGAGAUGGCACGUUGGUUGCGAGUUGUACGCAAGAGGGCGUGGUGCGGUUGAAACAAGAGCCUAAGAGCGAUUCCAAGUUGUGAUUUGAUACCCUUUGUGCUGAGCGACAGAUUACAAUAUGUGGUGCAUAUAGAAUUGGGCAUAGAUGUCCGAUGUUGCGACUGUGUUGUAGCAAUUUCAAACACCGGCAUUAAUAUAGCCACC